Messenger RNA from Diachasma alloeum, 9125 nucleotides. RefSeq names its product plasma membrane calcium-transporting ATPase 2 (gene PMCA). NCBI's taxonomy places the organism in Eukaryota, Metazoa, Arthropoda, Insecta, Hymenoptera, Braconidae. Gene Ontology annotation, cellular component: intracellular membrane-bounded organelle; membrane. Gene Ontology annotation, biological process: regulation of cytosolic calcium ion concentration; calcium ion transmembrane transport. Bases 1190 to 4996 code for a protein of 1268 amino acids. The record is from RefSeq and is a predicted model, not a curated record. Gene Ontology annotation, molecular function: P-type calcium transporter activity; ATP hydrolysis activity; ATP binding. The transcript is spliced from 14 exons.
UGUCGUUCAUAUCGUUCACAUAAAAUCGUUUAUCAUUCACCACUAACCUCAGCAAAACAGGGCCACCGUCAACCUCACCGCCCCGAUUAUUCCCUCUCCCCUACCCCACUCGUAUUUCAGAAAUAAAUAAUGAUACAUCAACGUAUCUGAUAUGUAAAAAUAAUCGUAGAAAAAUUUUCACUAAUAAAUCGCAGCAACGAUAGAUGAAAAUCGGCGCUGAAGAAGUGAGUGAUGACUGGAUCCUUGUGAUAACGAAGGUCGAUGGAUUGACGUGCCUCACGAGGAAGAAGUGCAAAGGCAACUGGAGAUUCGAGAGUAUUAUCCGGUAUAACGGUACCAAAGAUGGAGGUGAAAUAAACGAGUGUGGGGAGGAAAUUCCUGGGGUGACUGUUGGGGUUGUGGAGGUGGGAGAGUACCAAUGGUGGAAAGUUGUCAAGUGGUAUUCCUCGGCGAAUUCUUGUGAAACGUGGACGAGAGUCGAUGUCAAAAGUGAAGGUUGUGGUAAUUGUAAGGAGGAGGUAUACAGGGGAUGGGCGACGUGACAUUGGAGUUGAAAUGGAAGGCGCAGUAGCCGGGGAUACUUGAAUUUCAAAGACACUGAAUUGAUACAUUUUCCUUCUCCUCCUUUUUAUCUUGAAAUUUUCAUUGAAAUUUUCCAGCAACUGGCGGUGAGGGAAAUAGAACAGAAAAAGGAUAAAAGAAAUCAGCAUAAACUUAACGUGAAAAAAAAUUAAGAGUUAUGAGAAUCACUGGCUGUUCAGCCAGUGAGCAGCGAGGAUUGUCAAAAUCCGGGAAUACCCCUGUCGUUGGAUGUACAAUGUGUUGAGCAUUGAGAGGGAAAAAUUAGUUGCAAUAAUUGAGAAAAUUUUAAACAAAAUUGUUUCGUGCUAAGUGGCGUGUAUUAGUGUUAAUAAAUGUGUCGAUCACGGUACAAAACGUGAGAACGAUAAGGUGGAGAAGUGGUGUGCUCCCGGCGUCCAACGGACCGUGGCGAGAAAAGUGGAAGUGGCGAAGGAAGAGAAGAUAACGAGAGGACGAAGGUGGUGGUGGAGAGCAAGGAGUUAGCGACGGCUGGUGGACCUCCGAUCUCUCGGAGCUCAAGGGAGUACGAGGAGAGUAGCCUGGAGGGGCAACUUUAGAGCCAGUUAAGUUUGAGUUGGCCUAGGCCAACCACAAAAGACGAGUGAGGAUGGCGACGAUAGACGGCCGGCCGGCCCAAUAUGGUAUCACUCUCAAACAGCUACGAGAGCUUAUGGAACAUCGAGGGCGAGAGGGAGUAGGUAAAAUCAGUGGUUAUGGUGGUGUACAGGAAAUAUGCAAAAAAUUGUAUACCUCACCCAGCGAUGGCCUCAGUGGGUCAUCAGCGGAUAUGCAGCACAGGCGAGACACAUUUGGCUCCAACAUGAUACCUCCAAAACCACCAAAAACGUUUUUACAAUUAGUGUGGGAAGCCCUACAAGAUGUUACUUUGAUUAUUCUUGAGAUAGCUGCAUUGGUUUCAUUAGGACUUAGUUUCUAUCAUCCUGUAGACGAUCCAUCUGACGUUGUCGACGUAAAAAUACACGAGGAUGAAGCAAAGUACGGGUGGAUCGAGGGUCUUGCGAUCCUCAUCUCUGUUAUUGUCGUUGUAUUAGUGACAGCUUUUAAUGAUUACUCGAAAGAAAGACAAUUUCGAGGCCUCCAAAAUAGGAUAGAGGGAGAGCACAAGUUUGCUGUCAUACGACAGGGAGAAGUCAAGCAGAUUUCUGUAUCUGACAUUGUUGUGGGUGACAUUUGUCAGAUUAAAUACGGUGACUUGUUACCUGCUGAUGGAAUCCUGAUACAGAGCAACGAUCUCAAAGUCGAUGAGUCUAGUUUAACGGGUGAAUCGGACCAUGUGAAGAAGGGGGAGGCUUUUGAUCCUAUGGUGCUAUCUGGUACACACGUGAUGGAAGGCUCCGGCAAGAUGCUAGUAACUGCUGUAGGUGUGAAUUCCCAAGCAGGUAUCAUCUUUACACUUCUGGGCGCUGCUGUAGAUCAACAAGAAGCAGAAAUCAAGAAAAUGAAGAAAGAGGCUAAAAAGCAGCGGAAGAAGAAGUCUCUCUCAGGUGAGGAAGCCGGAGAAAUAACGGGAAAUAGCCACGGAGGCAGUGGUGGUGCACGUCCACACGAUUCCGGUGAAAAUCAUCAUGCACCGAGUGGAGGUGGUGGUGGUGAAGCAGCUGCUGAGGCUGGUAAAAAGGAGAAGAGUGUACUUCAGGCUAAAUUAACGAAACUCGCUAUUCAAAUUGGUUACGCUGGCUCAACGAUAGCUGUACUCACAGUCAUUAUUCUAGUCAUACAAUUCUGCGUGAACACAUUUGUCAUUCAUCACAAGCCAUGGAAAAGAACGUACGCCGGUAAUCUCGUUCGACACUUGAUCAUUGGUGUUACUGUACUUGUGGUAGCUGUACCGGAAGGUCUUCCUCUAGCUGUUACGCUGUCUCUCGCCUAUUCGGUCAAGAAAAUGAUGAAGGACAACAAUUUGGUGCGUCAUCUUGACGCCUGUGAGACAAUGGGCAAUGCAACGGCAAUCUGCUCAGACAAGACUGGUACACUGACGACCAAUCGUAUGACAGUUGUUCAGUCGUAUGUGUGUGAAAAAAUGAGCAAAACGAUAUCAUCGUUCAGUGAAAUACCCAAUCAUGUGGGCAACUUACUCAUUCAUGCGAUAUCGAUAAAUUCGGCGUACACGUCCAGAAUAAUGCCAUCGCAGGAUCCAUCCGAGCUUGCAAUGCAGGUCGGUAACAAAACCGAAUGUGCCUUACUUGGAUUUGUAUUGGCCCUGGGCCAGAAUUAUCAAACGAUACGAGACGACCAACCCGAGGAGACAUUCACGCGGGUGUAUACUUUCAACAGUGUUAGAAAAAGUAUGUCCACUGUUAUACCGAGACCGGGCGGUGGCUACAGGCUCUUCACCAAGGGUGCUUCCGAGAUCAUCAUGAAGAAAUGUGCCUUUAUUUAUGGUCGCGAUGGACAUCUGGAGAAGUUUACCAGAGAUAUGCAGGAUCGCCUGGUUAAGAACGUGAUUGAACCCAUGGCAUGCGAUGGACUACGUACAAUCUCCAUAGCAUAUCGUGACUUUGUUCCUGGUAAAGCAGAAAUCAAUCAAGUACACUGCGAGGGUGAACCGAACUGGGAGGACGAGGAAAACAUUGUUUGCAAUUUAACCUGUCUCGGUAUCGUAGGUAUCGAGGAUCCAGUAAGACCCGAGGUACCAGAGGCAAUAAGAAAAUGCCAGAAGGCUGGUAUAACAGUGAGAAUGGUCACUGGUGAUAACAUCAAUACAGCAAGAUCAAUUGCCUUCAAGUGUGGUAUUCUAAAGCCCACCGAUGAUUUCCUCAUUCUCGAGGGUAAAGAAUUCAAUAGGAGAAUCAGGGAUGCACAUGGCGAGGUUCAGCAACAAUUGUUGGACAAAGUAUGGCCAAAAUUGAGGGUACUGGCAAGAUCAUCACCAACUGACAAGUACACACUCGUCAAGGGUAUUAUUGAUAGUAAAGCAACAGCAAGUCGUGAAGUUGUUGCCGUAACUGGGGAUGGUACGAAUGAUGGUCCAGCGUUGAAGAAGGCUGACGUUGGUUUUGCCAUGGGUAUUGCUGGCACUGAUGUCGCUAAAGAAGCUUCCGAUAUUAUUCUUACCGAUGAUAACUUCUCAUCAAUUGUAAAGGCUGUUAUGUGGGGAAGAAAUGUAUACGACAGUAUAGCCAAAUUUUUACAGUUCCAAUUGACUGUGAAUAUUGUUGCUGUUAUUGUGGCAUUUAUUGGUGCAUGCGCUGUACAAGACUCACCACUCAAAGCGGUACAAAUGUUGUGGGUCAAUUUGAUUAUGGAUACAUUAGCCUCACUUGCACUGGCUACGGAAUUACCAACACCAGAUCUACUACUUCGUAAGCCAUAUGGACGCACGAAACCACUUAUAUCAAGGACUAUGAUGAAGAACAUCCUGGGUCAAGGGAUUUAUCAGUUGGCCGUUAUUUUUACGCUUCUCUUUGCGGGACACAAAAUUUUUGACAUUGACAGUGGUCACGCUGGUCACAGUGGCCAUACUGGCAUACCAACACAACACUUCACCAUGAUAUUCAACACUUUUGUCAUGAUGACCUUGUUCAACGAAUUGAAUGCCAGGAAAAUUCAUGGUCAAAGAAAUGUCUUCCAGGGAAUAUUCACUAACCCCAUAUUCUAUUCAAUUUGGAUUGGAACCGCUUUGUCUCAAAUUGUUAUCAUUCAGUAUGGUAAGAUGGCAUUUAGCACAAAGGCUCUCGAUUUAGAUCAGUGGAUGUGGUGUCUGUUCUUCGGUUUUGGUACGCUACUGUGGGGCCAAGUAGUCACGACUGUUCCUACACGCAAACUUCCCAAGAUAUUCUCAUGGGGUCGCGGCCAGCCAGAUGAUAUUGGUGCUAUGCAUCUAGGAGACGAGAAAUACGACCCAGACUCGGAUAAAAAGCCGCGCGCAGGACAAAUUCUAUGGAUCCGUGGUCUAACACGGCUGCAGACUCAGCUUCGAGUAAUCAGAGCAUUCAAGUCGACUCUGGAAGAUUUGGAGGAGCGUCGUUCUGUUCAUAGUUUACACAGCUUACACAGUAUGCGAAGUUCACGCAGCCACACUGGGCCCCGGCCACUAUCAGAUUUCACAUACAUUGACGAAGACUCAUCAAAUCUUAUGAACAAAUUGAGACAGCAGAACACCGAACAGGAUCACGACUCAAGCUCUAGAGGCUCACGUAUACCAUCAAUCAACAGUCCAGCAUCGCCUCUUCUACUGAAUGUACCUGGCUCGGGAUCCUCGUACAGCAAUAAUCAUCGUCACUCCAACAACAAUCGCACCUCCAAUAAUACUAACGAACAUCAACCCCUGAGUCCUAAUCAUACGACGAGUAGAGGCAUUGACAAUGGGACAGAAAAUUCCCCAUCUAUGGGUUCAAAUGAGCCAAUAUUACCCCUAGAAUUACCUAAACUCGUUCACGAGACCAGCAUCUAAUGUGGCUACUUCAUUAUUUGUCUCAGCAUGUUCCAUCAUUCAAUCAUCAUCAUCAUCAUCUUUCUUUCAUUUCCAGUAGCUUGACCCUUUUCAUAGCUUAACAGAUGCAGAAUUCUUCUUGGUAUUCAUUUCGUUGUCAACAACUCUUCGUUACUGUCUAGAAUUUCCGUUUUUCUCAUCUGCGCCAUUCUCGUUUGGCAGUGCUUUGUGGGUAGGGCAGGCGUCUUCGUGUUUAUCCCAUCUGCGGAUACGUUCUCUCUAAUCUGUACUUACAUCGCUAGGACGAAGAACAUUAUCACACGCACAGUAUCAUCCUCCGAAGUGUUGUGACUUUUUGGUUUUAUUCGUUCAUCAUUUUGACUAAUGCUAACAAAUGCAAACUUGAUUUGCACUGUAUGUGUAAUAUACUUAUAACUUUUCACUAUAACGCAAUACUUGGGACCAGCAAAAUCUUCUCCGUGAAAGUACUUAAUUCGAUUUCAUGUAAUGUGGACCCUGAUUCAACGGAAUACUUCUUUUUUAUAACAAGAAGAAUGCCAUUAAUAACGGCUCACAAUUUAUUAUCAGAUACUCUUCACUAACCAACAACGAUCAACAUUCAAUAAUAAAACCGAACAAAUUACAUUCAGAAACAGUCAAUAUUCUUAUCGUCUAUCUUUCUUAACUUUGCAUAAUACUCGAGACUGCUUGCUCUUUCACCUGUCAACCGUUAAUUUAUGUGUUUGUCUAAUCUUGCGUAUCACUGUCUGCAUGGCCUGUUCGCCUGUGUGCCUGACAAAAUCUCAUUGUUCUGACCUUUCAUCUGAUUGGUAAUAAUGCGAAAAGAAGUCCAACAACUCAAAUCAUAAACGUAGGCGUAACAUUCAUUCAUCCUUCCUUCAUUAUGGGAAUAUUCGCAAUCAAGUCGCAUUUGAGUCUGGUAUUUUCACCAUUCCCGCAACGAAACUUUGCCGUGUGUAAAGACCUUUUUAGAUAAUUACACAAUACCGCAAUCAUCACAGACACUUUUGCUACCACUAAAAUCUCAAUUCAAUUCCACAUAGUGCGGUGGCAUGCUCUCAGUUUAAACCCAUUAUGUAUAUUCAGAUUAUCAGUGUUAAUUUGUGGUCUGUGCAUACAGACACUCAACUCAUCGAAUGCACUUUGCAUUGCUGUGCCACAUAAUCAUAAGUGGCCAUAAUUUCUCUUUUUCUGAAAAUUAACGUGAAUGAUGAACAAGUUUCAUCAAAUAUACUUACCGUCUUUAUUCACGUGAAGUUCAUAUGAUAAAAUUCGCAGUGAGGCGCUUUGGAAAUUCAUCUGCCUAACAAUACUCACUUCUUGUUUCUUUUCUUUUGAAUUUCGUUUUAAUUGCUACUAUUUAAUUGUUAUUUAACAUUUGGCCCAUGUGAGUGAUUAAUACGCGGCUGGUAAUUACGGGGCUCAGGGAAGAGUAAAUGGUGAAAAGUAUGGAGAUAACGUUUUUUCAGUGAAAACUUUGUUUCUCCAUUCCCUUAUUGAUUGCUUCAUCAUUAUCUAUUAAUUAUUUAAUAUUAGUUCUAUUAUCGGUUUGUUUAUUUUUUAUUUUAUACACUUUAUUAUCAAAGCACAUUAUCUUACAAUCUGAGAUUAAGUUAUGUAACGAUCUAAAUAACGAUGUAAUUCUUAUGCGUGUUAAUUCAAAAUUGCAUUUUCCACAAUUUUGAAUAUAAGUUGAAACAUGAAAAUGUUGAUGGUUUAUGUUUCAAUAUCAUUUUGUCUGAUUAAGCAGUUCCUUCUUACAAAACAGUCUUAUUAUUUUUGGGAAAAUCAUUCAAUUAUCCGAGGACAAUGGAGUUAUUAUCAAUGUUCAUUAACACUGACACGUACACGGACACACAUGCGUCUCGAUUAGCGCAACAAUUUUAAACUAUUAUCAUUAUUAUUAUUAAUAAGCAUAGCCGUUGAUACGCGUUUCCAUUUCCAGGCCUAAAAAAGUAAAUAAAUUUAGUAAUUUGCCGAUUGGGCUUAUUCAACUUUGAAUGAAGACGCCUACAUGCCAAGUUGGAAAGGUUCCAUUUGGAAUACAAGCCAAAAGACAAAAGAAUUUCGUGUAUUUGCAGGGGAAUUUGUAGCAUAUAGUCAAGGUCUUUUUCACUAAAAAUAAGUAACCUGCAGUGAUGGAGAACUGAGAAGGAAGUGGGAACGCGUUGAAGUGGUCUGCCAAAAUAUACUAUGAAGUAAUGAACAUGAAGAGAAUUUAUUAAAAUUUGAACGAAUACGAACGAAUCUCGUCCUCCAUUGAAACUCAUUCCCUGGAUGCUGUGCUAAGCAUUAUUUUAAAAUGCAAAAGAAAAAAAAUGUACUUAUUGCUUUUGUGAAAUUGCUAAUUGGUUGUUUUGUGUUUAUGGCGGCACACUCGGCGACUUAGGAGAGUCUGACAAAGAAUUUUUAUUUUAUUUGUUUGACAUAAAUAAAUAAAUAAAUUCAAGGAUGAUUCAACGUUGGGGACGAGAAGCUAUUUUUGUUGAGGCAAAAGAAAAAAAUUAUGGGUGCAUUUUAAUAUAAGUAGACGACAGCUGUAUUGUCGGGGAUUUUCAUUAAAAAUAUAAAAAACAAUUCGCCAAUCAACUUUUUUUCAUUGGCAAUUGAUGAAACGCCUUAAUUUGUCGACGAUUUUAUUAAUCAAUUGCUUAUACUAUGUAUAGUGUAUGAAAGAUGAAUCGAUCGUUUUAACUAAGCGUUAUUAAUCCUAAUAUUUACUACUGCCAUUGUUACGUUAAUGUCCGAGGAUAAAAGAUGAAAGAAAAUCACUGAUUAUACGAAAAAGAAAAUGAGAAAUUGAGAGGAAAUAUAUCAUAUAUAUAUAUAUAUAUAUGCAUAUUUUAAAUAGACAACACGGAGGAAUUUUCAUUGGAAUUUCCACGUGCCAACGCGAUGAGAAAAAUUGAUUUAUGACAGUUCAAUAUUGAUCAUUUUUCGAGUGAUCGUAUAGUCAAAAUACUUUCCGUGAAAUUAUGAAAUUCAAUGAUUCCGGGGUUUACAAUCAAAACAGAAGAAUACGACGAAUUAUUUCUAUUCAUAACUAUAAAAAUGUAUAAAAAGUGAAAAAAAAAUUAAUUCUUGCAUUACUCUUUUAAAACACAAAACAAAUGUAGACAUCCAUGUAUAUACUUGACAUAAGUUUUAUCCUUAAUCUUGUUUUAUUAAUUUUUUGUCCUUUAUUUUGUUUUUUAACUGCAUAAUUAAAAUGAAAAUUCAUUACUAGAAUUUGGUCCAUAAUGUUUUUAUCAACAAAUAUGUCAUGAGAGCGGCACAAAGUUAUGACGAACCGGAGGCAUUCCAAAUGAUGAAAAAUUAUUAAUUAUUUGACUGGUUGUAACAUCAAUAAAAAACACAAAAAACAACGCAAUUUGAAAGAUUGGAGAAUUUUUCAUUCAACUAAAUACUGAAUAUAAAAACAGAGGGGGCAAAAUUAAAUUGCAAUAGCGAUAUAUUCACAAGUUGUUAACUCAAACAAUUAACAAAGUCAUUUGCGCUUCUAAGGGAAAGAGGUAUAUCCGGAAUUAACGUCUAACGUUAAUCAUGCGAUGAAAUGCUCUGGUGGGUUUUCACAGUGCACUGUAGACAGCUAACGAAGCUUUUGCAAACUCAAUUACCGUGUGUCAUUCCUCGGUUUUGAACUCUCUACUUUGACAACAAAAGAAAAAGUUAAAAUUAAAGUACCGAGAACUAGAACAAAGUGAAAUUCUUUCAUUCGGAGUAGCGUAUGACGAACGCAACUAGCACAUUGAAAUGUUCAUUUACAAAAGUCAGAUAAAUAAAAAUACAAAAUUACUAUUCAAGAAAUAGUGUUCGUCUUUCUUUUGCCACUGCAGAUUUCAUCAUUGAUCGAUUUCAAGCCGUAUACAAUGUAACACAUACACGAGAACAAAUGGAACACAUCUAGCUGUAAUAUAACGAGGGAGUCGUUAGGUUGUUACAGAACUAGUGAAUACUUAGUCCACUCUAUCGAUCGUAUCUAUUAAUUAAACAUUAAGACGUUAUUGUGAUGUUAUAAUGCGAGGAACGUGGAGAAAUGGAAGGCAUAUGAGAGAAACACUGGAGGAGAAAUAAACGGAAUCAAUGAUUAUGUAUAUAUGCGAUUAAAGCCGAAAUGUUUCGAAGAUUA